GUUUUGAAAGGUCAAAGGUGUAUCAACUUCCGGUGUCACGGGGUACCUGGGAGACGGAAAGCGAAAAGCGGGCAUACCGAACAUAUCUCCUGUAUUUUCUCCUUUUAUUAGAAGAGUACUGGGAGAACUCAACAUACAUUACAACAUCUACAGUGCGACCGGCAUAACAUUGGAUGAGCAUUUGUACCAGCAUAUCUCAUUAUUUACGCGAUUCGCCAGCUAAGUAGCAUUAGCUAGCUACCACGACACCCCCAAGAACAGGCCGCAACCUGGACUUUGCUUUAUCUAGCUAGGUGGUUAGCUCGAGAACACGUUUUAUCCAUCUAUGUUAUUGCUAGUUCUUCGUACAAACUAGAACCACAUCUUUAUAAUUAGCUAGGAGUUAAUGUGUUUAUGUUUAAGUUUGCUUUAUUUAUGUAUUUCUAAACGGCUGCAUCUGCUGGUGUUUAGUUAACUAUCGUUAGCACGUUGCUAGCUAACGUUAAGUGUGCUGUCCACUUAUCGAGCUAGCGACCGCGCCGCCUCCCCGUCCAUUUGACUCAGUCAUUACUAGCUAGUUGGUUGGAGUUAAAAGAUUAGCAUCGGCGAUGUCGGAUUUCGACGAAUUCGAGAGACAGCUGUCUGAAAACAAACAAGCUCAGUUGGUAGAGCAUGGCGCUUGCAACGCCAGGAUAGUGCGUUCGAUUCCCGGGAAUACCCCGGAGAGGGACAAGGAGAACCGCCACCACCGUCGCUCCCCAUCUCGCAGCCGUAGCAGAGAGAGGAAGAGGAGGAGCAGAGACCGGGACCGACGCAGCAGAGACCGUCGCGGGGACAGCAAGGAGCGCAGACCACGACGCAGCUCACCAACCCAACAACAACCCCAAGAGAUUGCUGUAAGUCGCUCCCCACACCGCGAGAAGAAGAAGAACAAAGUGAAGAAGUACUGGGAUGUCCCUCCCCCUGGUUUUGAACACAUCACACCCAUGCAGUACAAAGCCAUGCAGGCUGCGGGUCAGAUCCCAGCCACGGCCCUGCUACCCACCAUGACCCCUGAUGGUUUGGCCGUGACCCCCACUCCUGUCCCUGUGGUGGGCAGCCAGAUGACCAGACAGGCUCGACGCCUCUACGUGGGAAACAUCCCGUUCGGCAUCACAGAGGAGUCCAUGAUGGACUUUUUCAAUGCUCAGAUGCGCCUGGGCGGCCUCACUCAGGCACCAGGAAAUCCCGUCCUCGCCGUACAGAUCAACCAGGACAAGAACUUCGCCUUCCUCGAGUUCCGCUCCGUGGAUGAGACGACUCAGGCCAUGGCGUUCGAUGGCAUCAUCUUCCAGGGACAGAGUUUGAAGAUCCGCCGUCCCCACGACUACCAGCCCCUGCCUGGCAUGAGCGAGAACCCCAGUGUCUACGUGCCCGGGGUGGUGUCCACGGUGGUGCCUGACUCCGCCCACAAGCUCUUCAUUGGGGGACUGCCCAACUACCUGAAUGAUGACCAGGUGAAGGAGCUAUUGACGUCAUUUGGGCCUCUGAAGGCCUUUAACUUGGUCAAGGAUAGUGCUACUGGUUUGUCUAAGGGUUAUGCGUUCUGCGAAUAUGUCGACGUCAACCUAAACGACCAGGUCACCAUGGAGAAUCAGGCCAUAGCCGGACUCAAUGGCAUGCAGCUGGGAGACAAAAAACUCCUGGUACAGAGAGCCAGCGUUGGAUCCAAGAACGCCACCUUGACAAGCAUAAACCAGACCCCGGUGACGCUGCAGGUCCCCGGCCUGAUGAACAGCUCCAUGACCCAGAUGGGUGGCCUGCCCACGGAGGUGCUGUGUCUGAUGAACAUGGUGGCCCCAGAGGAGCUGGUGGAUGAAGAGGAGUAUGAGGAGAUUGUAGAGGAUGUGAGGGAUGAAUGCAGCAAGUACGGCCAGGUCAAGAGCAUUGAGAUUCCCCGGCCUGUCGAUGGCCUGGAGGUCCCCGGCACUGGCAAGAUUUUCGUGGAGUUCAUGUCAGUGUUCGACUCCCAGAAGGCCAUGCAGGGCCUGACAGGCAGGAAGUUUGCCAACCGGGUUGUGGUGACCAAGUACUGCGACCCUGACGCCUACCACCGCCGAGACUUCUGGUAGAGGACGGCAGACGAGAGCGAGGGGGGUGGAUUGCCCUGUUCCAAAUGGACCCCUGUCCCCGGCCAACUGUGCACUUGUAACCUGAUAGGAUAGGCUGUGUGUGAGCAACAUCAUAUUUACUUAACCCAUCAAAGGAUCAGGUGGAGCAGGCAGGAGUGUCCCUGGGAAGGGGCGGGGCAAGGGGUCCAUUUGGAAUUGUGCAAAAGAGAUCGCCGAUACGAGGGAGGGGGGGUAAAAGAUUUUUGCGAUUUGUGUGUAGUAACAGGUCAGGGGAUGAAUUACUUUUAUACUUUAUGAGGAAGGAAGGGGUCGGUCUGGGGUGGGGGGGGGUGACUUGCCACACCUUAAGGUUUGUAUUUAAAUGCAGGGAGCCUGUUUUAAGUACUUUAUGAAGGUGAGCCAAGUGAGGGUGAUGGAGGGUUGUUCCACAUUUCAUAUGGCGAUGGAGGGAGAUUGAGGGGAAGAGGGAGGUGAUGACAAUUUAACCCACCAGUUUGGAUAACAACCGCUUGUUGGAGAAAAGGGGUAGAAAAAGAGGAUUUGAUUAAAGAGAAAAUUGAUGGAAAACAAAAUAGGGUUGAAAGUUAUUAACAGGACUAGCCUCGUUUUGUGAUUUUUCUUCUCGGAUUUUGGAUUGGAAUUUUUCCCGUUUCUUUCAUGAACAUCAGACUAAACCAACCCUUCGCUGUGUUUGAGGAGAGGGCGAGAAGCUGCAACCAUACAAAAAGCCCAACAAACCCUGUCAUUUGUUGGAUUCAUUUAUCUGAAUGGCAGCUGUUUUGAUUCCAGUACGUUAGUGUCCCAUGUUGUACCCAUUCACGAGGGCCAGAGUUUGAAGGGGAGAACCGUACAUUUGCAAUACUGUAUGUCUUUUUUUUUUUUAUUAUUAUCUUUUUUUUUUUUUGAAUCCUUGAAUUCAUCCAGCACUGUUUUUAACAGGCGAAAUCAUUCUGUCCCCACACCUUUGUCCAUAGAGCAAUAGAGAGGAGGGAAAAGGUAGUGAGUUAAAACCUUUGUCAUUGUGGUCAAUAUUGAAUUGGUAUUGAGUAGGGCUCAAUCUAAAUAAAAGCCUUAAUGUUAUUUUACAUGUCACACUAGAAUAGAAUAUAUGAUGUACUCCUUCAUAUGUUUAUACUUAUAGCAAGGUUGUCUUUACAUGUUAUAAUUUCAUGGUUUUGGUAUUUUCAGGUAACAGUGGUUUGAGUUUGUCAUUAUUCCAGUAACUGUUGUAUUGCUUUGUCUGGAAUGAAUGAGUUCCUCUAGUUUCUUUUCUGCAGGAUAUUGAACAGCUCAUUCAGAAGUCUCUUUGGCCGUGUAGUGUUUGUGUAAUGUCUCGCCUCUUUCAGCAGACCAAAUAAACGCGUAACAAUUAAUACCAAUGGCUCCUGUUCUACUAAGUAACACGCAAAUUACAUGCAGAAUAUACUGCAACCAAAUUAUCAGGUAGGUAGAAACAAAAUCAGGUACUCUUCUGUGAUUGUACACCGUGUCUAUAGAGAUAGGUAAUGGGUUUGUUGUCAGAAAGGGGGAGAUGGAUUUAUGAUACUUAACGUUUUUUAACAUAAGAGAAGUAUAGACUUUUCUACCUGUUGUUAAGGAUUCCAUUGGAUUGUUCCAAUAAAUUGGCAUGUGCAGCGGAACCCUGUCCCUAGUUCUUUAAGGUUGUCUCCUGAGGUGUGUGUAUAUAUAUACAGGCUUCCUUCCUCUCAUCUCCUUCCACAUCUGUCAUUAGCUCCAAGGACCAUCACUUGCAUUAUGGUUGUGAGGGAGUUUCCCAUUGAUGCUUUCUGUUAGACUGAGAGAGAGUUAGGCUGUACCAGUGACGAUACUCUGAAAUGUAACUUUUCUGACAUUUGCUUUUUAAAUGUUACCAUGUCAUUUAAUUUCUUUCUUUUCUGGAAAAUGUGAUUUCUUAAGUGAAUUAAUGGAAUUAAAAAGUGCUAAAACCACAUCUAGUUUAUAACAGAA
Esox lucius (northern pike) is the source of this 4058-nucleotide messenger RNA. RefSeq names its product U2 small nuclear RNA auxiliary factor 2a (gene u2af2a). Gene Ontology annotation, cellular component: nucleus; commitment complex; U2AF complex. Bases 588 to 2090 code for a protein of 500 amino acids. The record is from RefSeq and is a predicted model, not a curated record. Gene Ontology annotation, biological process: mRNA processing. The transcript is spliced from 13 exons. Gene Ontology annotation, molecular function: poly-pyrimidine tract binding; pre-mRNA 3'-splice site binding. NCBI's taxonomy places the organism in Eukaryota, Metazoa, Chordata, Actinopteri, Esociformes, Esocidae.